AUGAACACUGGAACAACAUUUCAUAUGGCAGCUUUUCAGACCACUCCAUGGAGGCUGAUUUCUGGGGUCUUAGGAGUAAUGUGCCUUUUGUUGGUGGCUGCUUUGCGAGUUUUGUUGGAAAAUUCAUUUACUAAACAAAAUGUUCAGCCGACAUUCUCUCCAGGACCCUCCACAGAUCUCCAGGAAGAAUAUAAUCUUCAUGAGGAAGAAGGGUCAUGUCUGAGUCUCUUAGGAUCUGGCAGCUGUUCUUGCCGAGAAAAGUGGAUUGGCUACCAAUGCAGCUGUUACUUCCUUUCUAGUGAAUCAAAAACAUGGAAAGACAGUAGAAAUUUUUGUGUUUCUCAGAAUUCCAGUCUACUUCAGAUACAAAACAGAAAUGAACUGCAUUUUGUGGACUUCAUUUCCUAUUAUUACUGGAUUGGACUCUCUUACAGUGAAGAACAUCAUGCCUGGUUGUGGGAGGAUAAUUCUACUGUCUCCCAAGAUCUAUUUCCAUCCUUUCACCCUCUAAAUCCAAAGAACUGCAUAAUAUACGGCCCAAGCGGAGAAGUUUUGGAUACAGACUGUGGGAGUCAAUAUCGUUAUGUCUGUAAGCAACAGCUUAUUUAGAUGUCUCU
Molecule: messenger RNA, 617 nt
Organism: Globicephala melas (long-finned pilot whale)
Lineage: Eukaryota; Metazoa; Chordata; Mammalia; Artiodactyla; Delphinidae
Product: natural killer cells antigen CD94-like
Biological process (GO): positive regulation of natural killer cell mediated cytotoxicity; stimulatory C-type lectin receptor signaling pathway
Cellular component (GO): plasma membrane; external side of plasma membrane
Molecular function (GO): transmembrane signaling receptor activity
Source: RefSeq, a predicted model, not a curated record